Molecule: messenger RNA, 702 nt
Organism: Aphanomyces invadans
Lineage: Eukaryota; Oomycota; Saprolegniomycetes; Saprolegniales; Verrucalvaceae
Exons: 1
Coding region: 71-562 (163 amino acids)
Source: RefSeq, a predicted model, not a curated record
CGCAUCGUAGGAUGGAAUGCUGCUGCGGUCAAAGCUCAAGUUGCUGUUGCGCAUCCCGUCAUAGUAGCCGAUGCUGCCUCGGUCGAUUGCUGACAAGGGGUUGUCUUGGUUUGGCGUUGGGCCAAAGCUCGAGUUGUUGGUCAUAAAAGUCGAGUUGUUGGUGACGGGUGGAAGGUAUGGCGCGGCUUUUCGAGCUGGAGCCCCCCGGUACGUCCCAGCGGGGUUGAUGCUGUACGGAAUGGGUUCCGAUGCCCGGUCGAAGUAUUCACUUUCGCGGUACCGACGUAGUCGGUUGCAUAGGUACAGCGCCAACAAGAACAAAAACACGGCACUGCCGACAAUGGCGGGAAUCACCCACCCCGCGAUCCCGUUGCCAGCGUCGACGACGGCCUUGGGGGUUGUCGAGGGUUUCGACGUUUCGACUUCGAUGGGAUCCGCCGUUGGGCUUGGGGUUGGUUUUGUUUUGGGGCUCGUGCUUGGCAUGGGCGUGAACACGGUUGUUGUUUUCGGGGCUUUCGACGGCUCCGGUGUUGGUUCUGGUGUUGGUUCCGGAGUUGGUUGAUCCGUUUCAGGUACGGCGGUGGUGCGUGUCGGGGUUGGUUUCGGGGUUGGCUUGGACGUCGGCGCAACGGUCGUGGGCUCUUCCGUCGGAGCGGGUGUAGGUUCGUCUGUUGGUGCUGAGGUCGGCGUGGCCGUCGAUGG